Callorhinus ursinus (northern fur seal) is the source of this 2065-nucleotide messenger RNA. It is a transcript of the gene ABCG8, whose product is annotated as ATP binding cassette subfamily G member 8. NCBI's taxonomy places the organism in Eukaryota, Metazoa, Chordata, Mammalia, Carnivora, Otariidae. The record is from RefSeq and is a predicted model, not a curated record. Gene Ontology annotation, molecular function: ATP hydrolysis activity; cholesterol transfer activity; ATP binding. Gene Ontology annotation, biological process: transmembrane transport; cholesterol efflux; cholesterol homeostasis. Gene Ontology annotation, cellular component: plasma membrane; signaling receptor complex.
AUGGCUGAGGCGGCCUCAAAGGAGAGAGGACUGUGGAACGGGGCUGCUCCCCAGGAUGCCUCUGGCCUCCAGGACAGCUUGUUCUCCGAAAGUGACAACAGCCUGUACUUCACCUACAGCGGCCAGUCCAACACCUUGGAGGUCCGAGAUCUCAGCUACCAGGUGGACAUGGACUCCCAGGUGCCCUGGUUUAAGAAGCUGGCUCAGUUCAAGAUGCCCUGGACAUCUCACAAGGCUUCUUGUGAGCUGGGCAUCCAAAACCUGAGCUUCAAAGUGAGGAGUGGGCAGAUGCUGGCCAUCAUAGGGAGCUCAGGCUGUGGGAGAGCCUCUUUACUGGACGUGAUCACCGGGAGGGACCAUGGCGGCAAAAUUAAGUCAGGCCAAAUCUGGAUCAACGGGCAGCCCAGCACGCCUCAGCUGGUGAGGAAGUAUGUGGCCCACGUGCGCCAGCACGACCAGCUGCUCCCCAACCUAACUGUCCGCGAGACCCUGGCUUUUGUUGCCCAGCUACGCCUGCCCAGAACCUUCUCCCAGGCUCAGCGUGACGAAAGGGUGGACGACGUGAUCGCCGAGCUGCGCCUGCGCCAGUGCGCCAACACGCGCGUGGGCAACGCGUACGUGCGGGGCGUGUCAGGGGGCGAGCGGCGCAGAGUCAGCAUCGGGGUGCAGCUCCUGUGGAACCCAGGAAUCCUCGUUCUGGAUGAGCCCACCUCUGGGCUCGACAGCUUCACGGCCCACAACGUGGUGAAAACCCUGUCCCGGCUGGCCAAAGGCAACCGGUUGGUGCUUGUCUCCCUGCACCAGCCUCGGUCGGACAUCUUCAGGCUGUUUGAUUUGGUCCUCCUGUUGACGUCCGGCAGCACCAUCUACUUGGGGGCAGCCCAGUACAUGGUGCAGUACUUCACAGCCAUCGGCCACCCCUGUCCUCGCUACAGCAACCCUGCCGACUUCUAUGUGGACUUGACUAGCAUCGAUAGGCGAAGCAGAGAGCAGGAAGUGGCCACCAGAGAGAAGGCUCAGUCCCUUGCGGCCUUGUUUCGAGAAAAAGUUCGUGGCUUCGAUGACUUCCUGUGGAGAGCAGAGGCGAGGGAGCUGGGUGAGGGCACUUACCUGGAGAGCCCAGCCCUCCCCCAGGACACUGACCAGCCCCCGACUCCCACGGAGCUGCCUGGCCCUGUACAGCAGUUUACCAUGCUGAUCCGUCGUCAGAUUUUCAAUGACUUCCGAGACCUGCCAACUCUCCUCAUCCAUGGAGCAGAGGCCUGCCUGAUGUCCCUGGUCAUUGGGUUCCUCUAUUACGGCCACGGGGCCAUCAAGCUCUCCUUCAUGGACACAGCCGCCCUCUUGUUCAUGAUUGGAGCUCUCAUCCCUUUCAACGUGAUCCUGGAUGUCAUUGCCAAAUGUCACUCAGAGAGGGCAAUGCUUUACUAUGAACUGGAAGAUGGUCUCUACACUGCUGGUCCAUAUUUCUUUACCAAGAUCCUAGGGGAGCUUCCGGAGCAUUGUGUCUACAUCAUGAUCUACGGGAUGCCCACCUACUGGUUGGCCAACCUGCACCCGAGCAUCGAGCCCUUUCUGCUGCACUUCCUGCUCGUGUGGCUGGUGGUCUUCUGCUGCAGGAUCAUGGCCCUGGGUGCUGCCGCCCUGCUCCCCACAUUCCACACAUCUUCCUUCUUUGGCAAUGCUCUCUACAACUCCUUCUACCUCACUGGGGGCUUCAUGAUGAGCUUGGACAACCUGUGGACAGUGCCCGCCUGGAUUUCCAAAGUCUCCUUUCUCCGCUGGUGUUUUGAAGGGCUGAUGCAGAUUCAGUUUAAAGGGCACACUUACCACAUGGCCGUCGGCAACUUCACCAUCCCUAUCCCUGGAGACAUGAUCCUCAGUUCCAUGGGCCUGAACUCACACCCCCUCUACGCCAUCUACUUCAUCCUCAUUGGCAUCGGGGGUGGCUUCAUGAUCCUCUACUACGUGGCCCUAAGGUUCAUCAAACAGAAAUCAGAUCAAGACUGGUGAUUCAUGCCCAGGCCCUGGCCUGCUGGUGGGGACUUGAGAAGACCCUUCGGCU